UGUCAUGUCACUUGUCGCUUUAUGGAAACUAACAUAACCCUAAAUUAAAAUCUGUCAAACAUCAAAUCCACAAGUCAUCAACACCGGAGUUGAAAAUUUUGUUAGUAAUUGCAAGUAAUCAUGGCUUCAGAGAGAUACAGUUUUUCUUUAACUACAUUCAGCCCUUCUGGAAAAUUGGUUCAGAUUGAAUAUGCUCUAGCCGCUGUAGCAGCGGGUGCUCCGUCAGUAGGAAUUAAAGCAUCAAACGGUGUCGUUAUAGCAACAGAGAACAAGCACAAAUCAAUUCUGUAUGAUGAACACAGUGUCCAUAAAGUAGAAAUGAUCACAAAACACAUUGGUAUGGUUUAUUCCGGUAUGGGCCCUGACUAUCGCCUUCUUGUAAGACAAGCACGGAAGAUGGCCCAGCAGUAUUACCUAGUGUAUCAUGAACCCAUUCCUACAGUACAAUUGGUGCAGAGAGUGGCAACUGUAAUGCAAGAAUACACACAAUCAGGAGGAGUUAGACCAUUUGGAGUUUCACUACUUAUUUGUGGUUGGGAUAACAACAGACCUUACUUGUUCCAAUGUGAUCCUUCUGGAGCUUACUUUGCUUGGAAAGCUACUGCAAUGGGAAAGAAUUAUGUCAAUGGAAAAACGUUCUUGGAAAAAAGGUACAGUGAAGAGCUAGAACUUGAUGAUGCUGUUCACACUGCCAUUCUUACCCUGAAAGAAAGUUUUGAAGGUCAGAUGACAGCUGACAACAUAGAAGUUGGUAUCUGUGAUGCUAAUGGAUUUAGAAGGUUUGAUCCAUCUACUGUUAAAGAUUUCUUAGCUAAUAUUCCUUAAAUUUUUUUAGAGUUUUGAUUUUUUUAAUAUUUCUUGGAUUAUUAAAUUUACUAUAAGUA
This is a messenger RNA of Diabrotica balteata, 884 nucleotides long. The record is from the annotation of a GenBank genome assembly. Lineage: Eukaryota; Metazoa; Arthropoda; Insecta; Coleoptera; Chrysomelidae.